This is a messenger RNA of Nezara viridula (southern green stink bug), 2153 nucleotides long. NCBI's taxonomy places the organism in Eukaryota, Metazoa, Arthropoda, Insecta, Hemiptera, Pentatomidae. The record is from the annotation of a GenBank genome assembly.
UGCAGAGCGUAUUACAACAGACCGGAAGACUAAAGAAUGAUGAAGUUCUUGGGAGCCUUCACACUGCCCAGGGGAUGGCUGGCCAAGGGCAUAGCAACAAGAAGCAGGGGGUGUCUGGUGAGAGCUCUUCCUCCGUUCUCAACGCUGGGACCAUACAGAUCACUAAGCAUGAAAAGGAUUUCAGAGCCAAGCAGCUUAUUAAAACAUCACUGCUUGAAAAUGAUUUCCUGAGAAACAUAGAACCUGGCCAGAUGAGGGAGAUCAUUGAUUGUAUGUACCCGAGAGUUUGCGUCAAAGGCAGUUUCUUGAUCAAAGAAGGGGAAGCUGGAAGUCACCUUUAUGUAUCUGCUUGUGGAGAGUUUGAAGUAAUGAAGAAUGGAGAAGUUCUUGGCAAAAUGGGUCCUGGAAGAGCGUUUGGAGAGUUGGCAAUCCUGUAUAACUGCACAAGAACUGCUUCAAUCAGAGUUCUUGAAACUGGUGAAGUUUGGGUGUUGGACAGAAGAGUUUUCCAGAAUAUUAUGCAAAGGUCUGGCUUGCAGCGCAGGGAAGAGAGCAUUUUAUUUCUUCGUAGUGUUCCAUUGCUUCAGAGGUUAAAUGAAGACGUGCUUAGCAAGAUUGCAGAUUCAUUACAAUUGGAAUUUUAUCCUGGGGGUCAUUACAUUGUACGCCAAGGAACACCAGGAGACACGUUUUACAUUUUGAGUGGAGGAAAUGUUAAAGUGACGAAGAAAACAACAGAUGGGACAGAAGAAGAGGUAAGAAAACUAUCUAGAGGAGAUUAUUUUGGAGAACAAGCACUGCUCAAAGAAGAUUCAAGAACUGCAAACGUCAUCGCACUUUCACCAGGAGUUGAGUGUCUAACACUUGAUAGAGAGUCAUUCUUGCUAUUAAUUGGAGAUCUUAGUGAGCUCCAAGAUAAGGACUAUGGGGACAAAAAUAAAGUUUCUAGGCCUCCAAGCAGGGAUAGUUUCACAGAUAGUGAAACUGAUUAUGAAGAACUAGAUCUUGAAGACCUGGACAUAGUAGCUACAUUAGGAGUCGGUGGUUUUGGAAGAGUGGAACUUGUGAAAUCAAAACAAGGAGCUGUUUAUGCUUUGAAAUGCAUGAAGAAGUGCCAUAUCAUCCAAACCCAUCAAAUUACUCACGUCUUUAGCGAAAGAGAUAUAUUGUUCUCUGUUCGCUCUCCUUUUGUUUGCAGACUAUUUCAAACAUUCAAGGAUAACAAAUACGUAUAUCUCUUGAUGGAAGCUUGCUUGGGAGGAGAGGUUUGGAGUUUGCUCAGAGACAGGGCAUUUUUUGAUGACUCAACUGCAUGUUUCAUUACUGCGUGUGUCGUAGAAGCCUUGGACUACCUACAUCGAAGGAACAUUGUUUACAGGGAUCUAAAACCUGAAAAUUUGAUGCUAGACAAUCAAGGUUUUGUCAAAAUGGUUGAUUUUGGUUUUGCCAAAAAAUUACCAUCAUGCAGUGCCAAAACAUGGACAUUUUGCGGAACACCUGAAUACGUUGCUCCAGAAGUCAUCCUCAAUAGAGGCCAUGAUAAAGCUGUAGAUUACUGGGCUCUUGGGAUCCUGAUGUUUGAGCUGUUAACUGGCAUACCACCGUUUUCUGCUAAUGAUCCAAUGAAGAUUUACAAUCUAAUUCUAAAGGGCAUCGAUAGCGUCGACUUCCCGAGAAACAUAACAAAGACAGCACAAAACCUAAUUAAGAAACUUUGCAAGGAACUCCCCGGGGAAAGAUUGGGCUGCCAUCAUGGAGGAAUAUUAGAUAUUAAAAAGCACAAAUGGUUUCAAGGAUUUGACUGGAAUGGUCUCGGUUCUAGAACUAUAACUCCACCUAUAAUACCAAAGCUGAAUGGCACUACAGAUACUUCAUAUUUUGAUAAAUUUCCUAAAGAAACAGAAUUCCCUCCAGACGAAUUGUCAAAUUGGGAUCAAGACUUCUGAUAUUCUGCCCAGCUUUAUUUUCGCUAAAGUACCAUGACUUUGGGGCUUCCACUAAUGUCACAUAUGUAUAUAAUGUGAUGUGUAUAUAUAAUUUACAUGUAUUAUAUUUUUUGUACGUAUGUAAUAUAUAACUAAUAAAUAAAACCAAACCUUUCAUACUGAUGGAACAUAUUGUUUAAUACAAUCCUCUUCCUAUUAUUUGAAAAU